AUGUCAUCAGCUUUGCAGUGCACUGCUCCCUCCCCUUCACCCCCCAAUCCACCUUCAAACCAGUCGAUGGAGAGAUUAAGGAUUUGCAUACGGAGAUUACCGUCUUCGCUUUCGCACGACGAUUUUCUGGCAUUCUUGAAUCAGACCCUUGAUAAGGAGGCCAGUGCAAUCCUGAACACCACAGCGAUUUCCUAUGGCGUUGGAACGCCAAGUAAAUCCAAAACUUCAGCUGCCUCUUUUUCAUCUGCGGUAUUUCUUUCUUUCCAAUCUUCGGGCCAUCUAAAUCGAUUCUAUUCUCUUGUAAAUGGCAAGGCCAUAAAUAAGGAGGGAUGUAUCCCCAUCAUCGAAUAUGCGCCUAUUCAGACCUUUCCUCUGAUGCCACCUUCAUUGAAGGUGAAGAAUGACAUCUUGGAGGGCACAGUUGAAGAAGAGCUUACUCAGAAGCUCCCACCUGGCAAAGACACCGCCUCAAUGAGGGCCGAAAAGAUGGGCCCAGAAAUUUUCCAAAGACCAAGGUCAACGCAAAAGGCAUUUAAAUUGGAUUUGUCGCGUGAAAGCUCGAGCAACGAUCCCUCAAAACAUGUGGUGCUUCGACGACAGCAGACGGCCACGAUCAAUGGUGGGCCGAUUGCACCCAAUGUUGCUUUGCCCAACCCAGAAUACACAAAAGCGCCAGAACAAGAUGACAUUGUUGUGCGGGCCCAGCAAAUGGCUGAAGAGGCCAAACUAAAAUAUUCAGAAGCCUCGACAAAUGUUCCCGGCCAGAAGAAGAAAUCGGUCUCUCGAAAGCCUGCGCAUGCAAAUCUGCAAACCCCGGUACGGAAAAAAACCUAA
This is a messenger RNA of Mitosporidium daphniae, 834 nucleotides long. RefSeq lists its product as uncharacterized. The record is from RefSeq and is a predicted model, not a curated record. The transcript is spliced from 2 exons. Lineage: Eukaryota; Fungi; Microsporidia. Bases 1 to 834 code for a protein of 277 amino acids.